Messenger RNA from Populus trichocarpa (black cottonwood), 931 nucleotides. RefSeq names its product non-specific lipid transfer protein GPI-anchored 20. The record is from RefSeq and is a predicted model, not a curated record. The transcript has 4 exons. The coding region runs from base 131 to 781 and encodes 216 amino acids. Lineage: Eukaryota; Viridiplantae; Streptophyta; Magnoliopsida; Malpighiales; Salicaceae.
UCAUUCUUUUUCUCCAACACAGAGAUUUCCAAACUCUAAAAUCCAAUCAUCUACUUCCUGUUGGUUCUCAACACCAUAAUUUCCUUUACUUUUCUCCACCGAGUACUCCUAGCUGCAAGAGCACACCGGCAUGGAGCGUUUUGUGCCCUUUUCGCGCAUGAUUCCGUUUCUGGCUGUAGCUCUGGCAGUCAUGAUUUUGCCUGUUUAUGGCCAGAUCAAUACUGCAUGCACGGCUUCGGUGCUUGCUACCUUCACACCAUGCAUGAAUUUUCUUACAAAUAGUACUGCUGCCAAUGGUACUUCACCAACAGCAGGUUGUUGCGGUGCACUUAAGAACCUCACAAGUAAUGGGAUGGACUGUUUCUGUCUUAUUGUAACUGGCAGUGUCCCCUUCAGCAUACCAAUCAACAGAACUUUAGCCAUUUCUCUGCCUCGUGCUUGCAACAUGCCUGGUGUCCCAGUUCAAUGCAAAGCCACAGGUUCACCAAUUCCUGCUCCAGGCCCUGUCACCCUUGGGCCAACUCUCUCACCGGGAGUUUCUCCAUCUGCUAGUCCUGAAGCUCCCGUUGUUCCCGAGCCAACACCAUCCACUCUCCCGCCAGUAUCUGAUACGACACCUCUCCUGACGCCACCAUCAUCUACAGGAGAUACUGGGGCACCGACAUCAACUACUGGGAGUCGCCCAGUUCUAACUCCACCAUCAGCAUCGGCGCCAUCUCAUAGCCUUUCGCCAUCUCUUCUACUAUUUGCAGUAGGAUUUGUACUCUUCAAGUGCUACUAGAUGUUGUCUUUUACAUUUGUUGAAAAUAUUCUUUUCGGAGUGUGAGCUAUUGUUUUGAAGCUUGUUUAUUUGAUUAAAAAUCAUUUUGGGUGAUUAUUUAUUAAAUAAUUUGUUAUUGUUGUAUAAAAUAUAUGUAUUGGCGAAGAUAAA